ACAUCCUCGUACAGACACGGGAAGGUGGAGCUCUGUGUCAGUGAUUCAAUUUAAUUAUAGGUGAAUGAUCAACUUCUAUGUUUAUGCAGAGCUGUUGGACACCGCACAACCUUGUCUGCAAAAGUUCACUGUCCUUCGGAGCUUGCUGGGAUGGGAGCCUGCAGAUCCGUUCCAUCAUUAUUGAUGUAAGUCCUGUGGAAGUGGCAACUACGUCUGUUCUCAAAGGUUGUGCCUGAAAACAAAUACAAAGAAUGGGAGGCAAGGAAAGAAGAAAGGAUAUUGGAGGUGAUAGCCAAUCCACAGACCUGUAAAGCCAUACACAGUCCUUUGGUUUACUUCAUGGGUGACUCAGAGGAAAGGAAUCUGACCUACAGAUGUAUAUUUGAAGAAGACUUUAAGUACAUCCUUUUGCCUGUGGCCUAUUCUAUUGUUUUUGCAGUUGGAUUCGUCCUCAACAUCAUCGCCUUGUACAUUUUCAUCUUCCAAAUUCGGCCAUGGAAGGUGGUCACACUUUUUAUGUUCAACUUGGCUCUGUCAGACCUUCUCUACGUCUUAUCCCUUCCACUGCUGGCCUACUAUUACUCCAAAGCCAAUGAUUGGCCUUUCUCCGAGCCGCUGUGCAAGAUAGUCCGUUUCCUCUUCUACACCAGUCUGUACUGCAGUAUCCUCUUCCUUCUCUGCAUCAGUGUAUACCGUUUUCUGGCAGUGUGUUACCCAAUACGCUUUCUACAAUGGGGUCAUAUUCGAUACGCAAGGAUUGCCUGUAUUACCAUUUGGGUGGUCAUUGUUGGCAUUCAGUCACCAAUACUGUAUUUUGUGUCCACCAGCCAAAUGGAUGACAGCAGGAUCUGCCACGACACAGCAAAUAUUGAACUCUUUGACCAGUUUGUUAUUUUCAAUACAGUGACCUUGGUUUUGCUCUUUUGUGUCCCCUUCACGGCCCUCCUUCUUUGCAACAGUUACAUGAUUUACGUGCUUCUAAUGCCAACUGUGCCUGCCACACAAGCAUCGAAAUCCAAGAGGAAGUCGGUUAAAAUCAUUAUCACGGUCCUUGUGGUUUUCAUCACCUGCUUUUUGCCAUAUCAUGUCACCCGUACACUCUACUAUUACUACCGUAAGGUGAACACUGCCCCCUGUCCUACUUUAGAUGCUGUUAAUGCAGCCUACAAAUCCACACGACCUUUUGCCAGCCUCAAUAGCUGCAUCGACCCGGUCUUGUACUUUUUGGUUUGGAGGUUCCGCUUAGUCAGGAGGAACAGACAAAGGAAUAUGACAGAAAGAGAAAGUUGACUACGGCCUCAUACACACGACCGAGAAACUCAACAGAAUCCAUCAAGAAACUUGGUGGGAGAGCUUUUUUGCCGAGG
Molecule: messenger RNA, 1367 nt
Organism: Rana temporaria (common frog)
Lineage: Eukaryota; Metazoa; Chordata; Amphibia; Anura; Ranidae
Product: P2Y purinoceptor 2-like
Exons: 3
Coding region: 340-1290 (316 amino acids)
Biological process (GO): transepithelial chloride transport; G protein-coupled receptor signaling pathway
Cellular component (GO): plasma membrane
Molecular function (GO): A1 adenosine receptor binding; G protein-coupled purinergic nucleotide receptor activity; G protein-coupled UTP receptor activity
Source: RefSeq, a predicted model, not a curated record